AUGGAUGACUGGGAGGAGGAGGAAGGCGAUAAGGAGGAUAUUGAUGAAAACGAAGUUGGUGAGCAAGUUGGAAGAGCCCAUAUGAAGACAAUGCUUGAUCAAGACCAGCGUGAAGUUCGACUUUUUCAAGAGCUUUUUCUCGAAGAUGGAGAUUUGCAUUCUGAUGGCGGUGGAAGGCAAAGACAAUUUCGGUGGAAACAGGCUGAUGGACACGUAGUUGAUGCGGAAGGUAUUCGCCCAGAGAGUGAAAAAGUUCGAGCCCUAACGACAAUGCCGGUAACUAAUCUGAAGUCCUUACGUGGGUUUUUAGGUCUCGCUUCAUAUUAUCGGCGUUUCAUACCAGACUUUGCAUCCCUUGCGCACCCCUUACACUUACUUUUGAAGAAGAAUGCUGGAUGGAGAUGGACCGAGCGUCAAGAAUGCGCAAAGAACAGGAUCGUCGAGUGCUUGACCUCAGCUCCUGUUCUGGCUCAUUUCGAUGACGUUCGGGAAGUCACCAUCCAGACAGACGCAAGUCAAAUCGGGCUCGGGGCAGUAUUGUCACAAGAUGCUGGUGAGGGGCAUCGGCCCUCUUUUAUUAGCCGGAAGCUGAGUGAUGCAGAAACGCGCUAUCACGCAAACGAGCUGGAGUGUUUGGCAGCUGUCUGGGCAUUAAAGAAAUUCCGCACUUACAUUUAUGGUCGACAUUUCAUUGUGAAAACGGAUAGUUCUUCUGUAAAAUGGAUGAUGGGAAAAAAAGAGUUGAAGGGCAAAUUUUUCAGGUGGGUGCUUGAUCUCCAAGAAUUUGAUUUUACCAUUGAGCAUGUCAAAGGCGUAGACAACCAAGUAGCAGACGCCCUGUCUCGGAAUCCGGCGGAGACGAUUGUCGAAACCAACGAUUCUCAGACAGAGGAAACAUGCUGUAUUGCCGUAAAUAUGCCUGAAACUGGCUUAGCAUCCAAUGAGGUCGCCCUCUUGCAACAACAAGACGGCCAACUCCGACCAAUUUUCGUUUCCUUGAGUUCCCCAAUUCAAAACAAUAUGUCUCAACGGUUUGUUAUUCGGGUCGGCAAACUUCAACCUAUCGAGCCUCCAUCAUCUCCUUUCCAGCUAAUUGGCGUCGACCAUCUUGGACCCUUCAAAGAAACGCCGAGUGGCCAUCGUCACGUCAUAGUUUGCAUCGAUUACUUAACCAAAUGGGUUGAAAUGGCUUCUGUUCCGGACACAUCAACCAAAUUUGUGACAAUCUUCUUAGAAUCGAACAUACUAUACCGGCACGGAACACCACAAAGGAUAAUUUCCGAUCAGGGAUCAUGUUUUACAUCUGAACUAUUUGAGGAAUGGAUAAGAAAGUGGGGAAUUCAGCAUAUUCAAGCAACAGCCGAACAUCCAGAAACAAACGGCCUGGUGGAACGCGUUAACCGGACUUUAACACUUGCGCUUUGUGCCUUCAUCAACGCACAGCACAAUGACUGGGAUAAGCACCUGGCGGCAGCAGCUUACGCAAUCAAUACUGCGCGUCAAUCAACUACCGAGAUCACACCUUUCGAGCUGGUGAACGGUCGCCAACCAGUCUUGCCCGUCGAACGUCUUUUUCCAUGGCCAGCUGAAGAGCAAGAGAUCCACGUUGAUUUCCUAUCACGGGAAAAAUCCCAGCAUACUCGUUACGAACGUAACAGGGAUAAGGAUUACGAUAGACGAUAG
This is a messenger RNA of Daphnia magna, 1683 nucleotides long. RefSeq lists its product as uncharacterized. The transcript has 4 exons. Gene Ontology annotation, biological process: DNA integration. Bases 1 to 1683 code for a protein of 560 amino acids. The record is from RefSeq and is a predicted model, not a curated record. Lineage: Eukaryota; Metazoa; Arthropoda; Branchiopoda; Diplostraca; Daphniidae. Gene Ontology annotation, molecular function: nucleic acid binding.